AUGAUUUUUAAUUACUUAAUAGUAGUAGGGCUGUCGAUUUCAUAAAUCUUAAGUUAGUUUUACUCUCUAGAAUCAGAGUAUAACUUUUUAUUUAUUCUAUAGCAAUCUUAUUUAUCCCCUUAAGUUAUAGCAUAAUUUUGGAAAUUUAGAGAGUUAAAAUAUCUACUUGUAUAAUGUAAAUGACUUUGGAAUCAAUAGCUCAUAAGAGGAUUUUAAUAUUGGAAGUAUUAUUUCUAUCAAGCUUAGUUUGGGUGAAUCCUAUAAGGAAUAAUUUAGAUCAACAUAUAAUGCAAAUUAAUGAAAACACAAUCAACAUAUUAUAUGGUUAAUAACUAUUUAAAAUUUAUGUUUAGAAUUAAUUCUAUCCAUUUGUUUAAAACUAAAUACAAAAUUCUUGGUUAUAUGUUUAUUACUAAUAAAUUGUGGCAUAUGGAAAACAACAACUUUGUUAUAUAGAAAUUUAUUAUGAUAAUGGACAAUAACCUAAAUGUUUUUAAUUGCAAUAAAAUAAUUAUUAUUCUUUUGGCUUUCUAUAACCAGCGAUAAAUUAAUAUAAUUACUUUAAUACUAAUUAUGAGUUAUCCCUUUAUCCAUUUGAUGGAGAAGCUAUCUCUAUUACAAUGAAAAAAAUGAGAGUAAUUGAGGUGAAUAAUAAUUUGUAAAUGAUUGAUCUUUUGACUAUCAUGACAUAUGUCGAACCUGAAGUGAUAUUAGAUUUAAAAAUGUAUGAAAGAAUACAAACCCAAAUUUUAAAAGACUGGAGUAAUUAUUAACAUAUUGUACAAUUGGGAGAUUCAUUAUAAUAGGAUAUUUAUGAUCCCCUAAUUGUUGUAAACGAAUAAAUGAUAUAAUUUUCAACCAAAUAAUACAUUCAGAUUGAUAAUUUUUUAAUUUCCAAAUCAAUAACAAUAGAGUUUUAAUUAACUUCUGCUCCUAUUUAAUAAGAGUUAAUUAUAUUCUCAUUUAUUUCGAAAAGGGAAUAAUAAUAAAGAAUUAAGAUUUCAGCAAAUAUUAAUUCAUAAAUUAUUAUAGUUUCAUUUUCAUAGUAUAGUCAAAGCUUUAGUUGUUCCAUAGAUUUUCAAUAAAAAUUAAUGUUGGGAAUUAUAAAUUUGGUUAAAAUGACUUAUAUUUAAUUUAUCUAAACGGAUUAGAUAAAAUGUUUGAGCUCUUAUUUUGACGUAUUUGAUUUAACAGAUGUAGAUAAAUUAUUUAUAGGAUCAUUUGAGAGUAAAUAUUGAUAUAAAUAAAGAUUUAAACUAAGAAUCAUUUUAUUUGUCUAGUGUGAGAAUUAGUAAUGGAUUUUACUCACCUUAUUAAUAUUUAUAAGACGGAAUUUGUACAUAUUCUAUCAAUUAAUGUUUUUAUUGCUUAAAUGUAAUUUAUAUCUGUCUAUAGGUUUAGGGUUAUUAUUUAUUUUAAGGGUAGUGUGUUGAAUAAUGCCCAAUAUAUUAUGUGUUAAAUUAAUAACUUUAAGAAUGUGUUCCUAAAUGUCAUCCUACAUGUUUAGAUUGUGAUUAAAUGUAUCCAAAUAAUUGUUUGCUUUGUGCUGGCAUCAGAAUUAAUGAACCAGAUUGUAAAUGUCCUGCUGGGUAUUUUGAUGAUGGGAUUUCACCAGAUUGUAUAAGUAAAUUAAUAAAGAAAACUAUUAUUAGAAUACUUACCUGAUAUGACAAUUGAUUCAGGUAUAUUUGAAUUUCAAUGUUUUACUUAAGCUGAUAAAUUAUAUUAGAUAAAGUUUUCAAAAAUUUAUUUGAGUUUGCCUUAUGUAGCAAUUACUUUAUUAGGACAUAUAGAUUCUUAUUUUUAAUCACCAAGAGAAUUCUAAGUUUUCUUAUCAGAAGUUUAAAAUACAUUUUUUUUUAUAAGAGUUUUAUGCUUUACUCAAGAUGGAAGUUAUAAAAUUUAAUGGGUAGCUGGUAAGAGUAAUAACUUUCUAAAUGUCAUUUAAACAGAUUAAUAAGGGUUAUUUGCUACUGCUAUUCUGAAUACUUCCUUUUAGAACAUUGUUUCAGCUGGAAUUUUAGGAUGGUGUUUAGAUUCAUUAUAAUAUUUAUAAAUAGAUUUAAAUCUUUAAUAAUAAUCCUCUUCGCAAUUUGAAUUUACUUCAUUACAAAAUUUAUACGUGCUAAAAUACUAAUUUUUUCAUUUUGUUAAUUAUAUUUACUAUUAAUUCAAUUUAACUUUUAAUUCAGAAAAAUAGUUCAAUGGUUUUUCAAUAGGAGGUGCAACAAUCACAUAUGCUGUUGAUUAAUUUCCUUUAAGUAUACCAACAUUUUUAUCAAUCAGAAGAUUAUAAACAACCAAUUCAUAUUGCCCUCAAUAUUAUAUUACAGAAAAGAAAAAGCCUGGUUAAAUAGAAUUUAAGAUGAAAACUAAUGGAUCUGUAACAGUGAAUUACUUUUUAGCUGAUCUUAUAUAUUUAGCAGUUUCAUGUAAUGAUUCACUAAAGUCAUGUGAUUAUAUUAGUGAAUUAUAAAAAUGCAAUAGAAUAUUAUCUGAUUGUUAAUGUAGUUCAUCUUAAUAUCUUGAUAUAAAUAACAAUCUCUGUAUUGAUUGUAGUCCUAAUUGUUUAACUUGUGACAUUAAUUAUACUAAUUGUUAAUCUUGUUCAUUAGAAUCUAAAAAAUAAUUAUUUUUGAAUUAUUUCAUAAAUUAUUAUUAUUGUGGAUGUUCAAUAACUCAAUAUGAAGAUAUGAAUGGAAUUUGUCAAGAAUGUGAUCCUAAUUGUAAUGAAUGUUAAAUGACAUCUAAAUACUGUUUAAAUUGUAAAGAUAUUAAUUAGAUAAUAAAUCAAUUAAAUUAAUGUGAAUGUAGAUUCGGUUACUUAUAAACAGAAUUAGGAUGUUAAUGUAAUAAUAUUAAAUAUAUUAGUAUGUCAACCCCCUUGUUAAACUUGCGAAUUCACUUUAACAAAUUGCCUAUCUUGUUAAUAUCCAAUUUAAGUGAUUCCAACAUGUUAAUGUCCAACAGGAUAUCAAAUAGUUAAUGGAAAUUGUUUUCAAAAUUGUCCUCUCUUAUGUCUGAACUGUGUUAUAGAAACUUCAUGUAUUACUUGUGUUUCCUUUUCUUCUUAUAAUGCUUUAUCAAAUGUUUGUGAAUGUUAAAAUGGAUAUUUUAAUAAUAAUUUAGAAUGUCAAAGUAAAUAUUUAUUAUUCUAAUAAAGGUUGUGUAUAUCCUUGUGUAAAUUGCAUAUCUUUAAAUUAAUGCACCUAAUGUAUUGAUUAAACUUACUAUAUUGAUAUCACUUGCUAAUUAUGUAUAUAUCCAUGUUUAGAAUGUACAACUUCCAGUUAUUGUCUCUCUUGCAUAAACUAUUAUUAUUUAUCAAACAAUCAAUGUUUACUCUGUAUUCCACCUUGCUUGACAUGUAAUGAUCUUACAGUUUGUAAUUCUUGCAUUGAUAAUACUUAUUAUCAUGAUUAAUCAACUAAUUAAUGCAUAUGUAUAUCAUUUUUAUACUUUUAGUAUGUAUUUCACCAUGCCUUACAUGUGAAACAGAUGUUUAUUGUAGCACUUGUAUUAAUACCAAUUAUUAUUUAUCCUCUGCUAAUACUUGUUUAAGUAUAAUAUAUUAUUUAAUAUAUUUAAGAUUGUGUUAAUUAAUGUAAGAAUUGCUUAUCAGAAACUUAAUGUAUUGAUUGUAUUCUUGGUUAUUAUAUUGAUAUAAAUUUAGCAUGUCAACGUAAAUUAUCAUUCUUACUUUUAGCAUGUAUUUCGCCUUGUAUUUACUGUUCAACAAUUGAUAUCUGUGAUUUAUGUUCUGAUGGAUAUUUCUUAGAUACUACCUUUUAAUGUUAACGUAAAAUAAUUUAAUCAUAAUCUAUUAGCAUGUCUCAAACCUUGCUUAACUUGUAUAAACACUUAAUCUAGUUGUCUAUCUUGCAUUGAUUCUACAAUGACUUAAUCUAAUGGAAGUUGUAUCUGUGCUUCAAAUUAAUUCUAUGAUUCACUUACUUCCAUUUGCAAAAGUAUUAUCUUCUAUACUAUAUAUUCAAGAUUGCCAUCCAACAUGUACAUCUUGUUCUAAUCCAGAUAAUUGUUGUUCUACAAUUUUAUAUUCACAGUUCAAUAUAUCAACUAAUACUUGUGAAUGUUAAAAUGGGUAUUAUUAAUUAUCAUUAAACACUUGCUUAUGUAAAUAAAAAUUAAAAUUUAAUAGUAUGUGUUUCACCUUGCUUAUAUUGUUCCAGUUAAUCUGUCUGUACAUCUUGUGUUGAUGGAUAUUAUCUAUCAUCAUCAUCCUCAUCAUAAUCAUCUUGUUUAAGUAUGAAAACAUAUACAUAUCUUAGCUUGCACAUCUCCUUGUUUAAAUUGUAUUAAUACAUCAACAUAAUGUUUAAGUUGCGUUUCAAUUAAUAUGGUAAUUAUUAAUUAAACUUGUACUUGUCCUUCAAAUUAUUAUAUGAAUUCUACUCUAACAGAUUGUAUUCAAUGUCAUUCUACUUGUUUAACUUGCACUAAUUCUAAUGAUUGCUGUCUCAUAACUGAAUUUAAAAUUUUCGAUUCCGUUAGUAAUAAUUGUAGAUGCAAAAAUGGCUAUUUUGAUUCUAAUGGUAUAUGCUAAUGUAAAAAUAUUAUCAAUUAUAACAGAAUGCAAUCAAAAUUGUUUAACUUGUGAAAAAACUUCAACUAAUUGUUUGAGUUGUGAUAUUAAAUUUAAAUUAGAGGCUUAAGAAUGUAAAUGCAUUUUACCUAAUCAAUUUAUUAAUCAUGAUUUAGGAUUAUGUGAAAGUAAACCUAUUAUUUCAUCGUUUUAGAUUGUUCAUCAAAUUGUUAAACUUGCUCAAUGAAUGCUAAUAAUUGUUUAAGUUGUGAUGAGACAAAAAAGUUUUAACUUAUAAAAGGUGUUUGCUCAUGCAAAACAAAUGAAUAUUAAAAUAAUAAUGGAAUUUGUACUGAAUGUCAUAAAAGUUGUGUAUCAUGUGUAAAUGGUUCAGAAAUUGGAUGUUUGGGUUGUAUCUCAUUAAGAAAGAUGAAUCCUGAGAAUAAAUUAUGUGAAUGUACAGAUGGAUAUUUUUAAAAUGAUAAUUAAGAAUGUGUAAAAUGUAAUCAUAAAUGUGGAAAAUGUACUUAUAAUAAUUAAUGUUUAACAUGUUCUGAGAAUAGAUCUCUUAGUUAAGAUGGUUUUUCAUGUAAUUGUAAUUAAGGAUUCUUUGAGAAUGAGAAAGAGAUUUGUUUAAGUAAAAUAAUAUUAAAAAUAUAUAGAAUGUUCUCCUCCAUGUUUUAAUUGUUCUAGUAUAUAAGAUUGUUUAAGUUGCAUUGAUGGUAUAAUAUUUAUUAUAAAAUAAAAAAUAGUAAAUAGAGAAGUGAAGGAAUAUCGAUGUUAAUGUUAAAAGGGAUAUUUUGAGACAGAAUAGAAUUAAUGUGAAAGUUGUUCAAGUAUAAGAGGUAAAGUAAAUGAUAUUUGUAAUUAUAUAAAUUGUGGUGAUGGUGAAUUAACAAAAGGAGAAUAAUGUGAUGAUGGUAAUAAUAUUAGUAGAGAUGGUUGUACAGAUUGUAAAAUAGAUUAAUUUUUUACUUGUACAAAUAAAAUGUUAUCAAGAUCAAUUUGUUUUUAAUGUGUUAUGAAUUGUUAAACAUGUUCUUUAAAAGGACUAAAAGGUUCUUGUGAUUAAUGUUAUAAUGGUUAUUUUUUUAAAAAUGAUGAAUGUUUAAAAUGUUAAGAUAGUUGUGAAACUUGUAAAGAUAAUAAAACUUGUCUGACAUGUACAAUAAUAGAUGCUAAACCUGAUGAAUUAGGAUUAUGUCCUAAAUGUACAAAUGUUAAAGGAUAUUAUAUUAUUAAUCGUAAAUGUAUUACAAAAUGUGGUGAUGCAAUAUUAGUAGAAAGUGAAUAAUGUGAUGAUGGUAAUAAUUUAGAUGGAGAUGGUUGUGAUUCGUAAUGUUAAAUAGAAAAGUAUUAUUCUUGUAAAGAAACUAUAUGCACUAAAAUACCUUAACCUUAAGUUGAUGCUACUUAUACAAAUUCUACUACAUCUGAAAGUAUCGCUCUAAAUUUUCCUAUUGAUUAAGGAGAUCCUUGUACUAAAAUAAACAUCACUAUUGAUUCUUUUCUUUCUAAUGAUUUUUUAUCUUUUAUCAAAUAUGAAUAAAUUGAUGAUAAUAUUUCAAAAUGCAACAUUGAUUUUUAAUUUAAUAAAACUAUUGAUGUUGGAAACCUUAUACAUAUCUUUAUUCCAGUCAAAAUUAGAACUUCUAAAAGAAUACUAGAAGAAGAAACUAGAGAAAUUAUUAUCACACCUAGAAAAAAAGUUAUUUAUUCUUAAAAUCAAGUUUAAUUAGCUUAAAGUGCUAGUAAUGCCUAAUCUGCAUUUGGUGAUAUGCUCUAUUUUAUAGCACCUACUACUGUUAUAAUAGGAGGAUUUAAUUUCUUUUGGACUAUUUUGGAUAUUUUAAGUUGGAUUAAUAAUCUUUAUUAUAUUAAUAUUUAUUUCCCUGAAAAUGUUAGAAUUUUCUUCCAAAAAUCAGCUUGGGGAGAUUUUUAAAUAUUCCCACAAUUUUUUGUUCUUAAUGAACCAUAAGAUCCUUAUUAUAUUGAAAGCCCAAAAAAAUUUAUGGAAAAGGGUGUAGAUCCAAUAUUUCUUAAUAAUACUUGGACUUGCUUUGCUAUUAUUGCAAUUAAUAUUAUUGGUUAAAUAUUUUGUUACUUAAUUUUGUUACUCAUAGAAUUUAUAUGGCCUCCUGCUCUAAAAAAAAGAUCAUCAUAAAUCAGAGUUUUCUAAUUGAAACAAAAUAGUUAAACUAACUCGUUUAAUUUGAAUACAUAAAAUAAAUUCACUAAAAUAAAAAAAUAACAACAACCUUAAUCUUAAAUUAUAAAUACUCUAAAUUAAACAAAUGACCAAAACAUGAAUUAAAAUCAAAGAUUCCCCUAUCUUAUCAACAAAAUUUAUUAACCUCUAUAUAAAUUUAAGUCUAACUUCUUAUCUAAUCUAAUUAAAUCAUUUAACUUAGCCUUUUUAGAUUUAGUUUUAGCUAUCAUUCUAUAAAUUACUACUAUACCUAAUAGCCUUAUGGUUUAUGAAAUUGUAUUCAUCAAUCAAAUUUUGUCAUAUGCUAGUAUCAGUAUUUGCAUCAUCACUCUAAUCAUAUCUUAUUAUGUUACAACAAAACACUAUAUUCUAUUGGAUCAUGAACUCUUUUAAAAUUAAUAUGGUACAUUAUAUGAAAAUAUUAAUACUAAAUCUAGUACAGCUAUGAUGUACUCAUAUAUUAACUUAAACAGAAAAGCUUUAUUUAUUAUAGUUGUUGUAUAUUUCUAUUAUUAACCACUAUUAUAAACAAUAUUCUGUUGCUUCAUAAGCUUUUUAAAUAUAGCUUUAAUUAUUUAUGAAAAUCCAUUUACAUCCAAGGCCGAUCUUAUUUAAAAUGGAGUUCCUGAUUUUUGUAUCUUUAUUUUAAUGCUCCUUUCAACUGGUUUUGCACUUGACGAUAUAGUAAAUUAUUCAUUAUUUUCUAGAUUGGUUUACUAAGUGCUGAUCAAAGAUUUUAAAUAGGAUGGGUAAUGAUUGGAACUAUUGGAUUAUCUAUUUUUGUUUAAGUUGUUUUUUUAUUGAGAGAGUUUAUUAGAGAUUUCUAAGAAAAGUUCUUAAUGAUUUCUCAAAAAAUUCAAAUUUGCUUACAAUCUUAGAAAAAUUAAUGA
Messenger RNA from Paramecium sonneborni, 7642 nucleotides. The record is from the annotation of a GenBank genome assembly. NCBI's taxonomy places the organism in Eukaryota, Ciliophora, Oligohymenophorea, Peniculida, Parameciidae.